Messenger RNA from Brassica rapa (field mustard), 2392 nucleotides. Its product is annotated as dolichyl-diphosphooligosaccharide--protein glycosyltransferase subunit 2. Gene Ontology annotation, cellular component: membrane; oligosaccharyltransferase complex. Gene Ontology annotation, biological process: protein N-linked glycosylation. The record is from RefSeq and is a predicted model, not a curated record. NCBI's taxonomy places the organism in Eukaryota, Viridiplantae, Streptophyta, Magnoliopsida, Brassicales, Brassicaceae.
UCAGGUACUGUCAUCAAGCUCCUCCUCACUCGUUAAUUUUUGGCUUUCGUCUUCGUCUUCGUCUUCCUUUGGUUCAAAAAGCCAUAGAUCGAUCUCACGCGUCCCCAAACCUCAGUCUCCGUUGACUACUGAGACUCGCCCACUUCUGUAAUGAUGGCCGGAGGUCUCGCUCGAUUUGUAGUUUUGAUUCUCGCCACAGCAAUUUGCGGUGCAGCUUCAGUGUUUCAGCCCAUCUCAGACUCUCACCGAUCCGCGGCUCUCGAUGUCUUCGCACCAGUCGAUGGAUCCUACAAGAGCUUGGAUGAGGCAUAUGAAGCAUUAAAGACUUUAGAGAUUCUUGGGAUUGAUAAAAAGUCUGAUCUGAGCUCAGCGACUUGUGAGAAUGUUGUUAAAGUUCUUGCGUCGCCUUCUUCUUCUACUCUAAAAGAUGUCUUCUAUGCUUUGAGUGUUAAUGGAAUUCUCAAAUGUAAAUCUGGAGAAGAUGUUCCUAAGGACAUUGUCUCUAAACUUCAAACUGGCGUUAAAGAUGCUAAGUUACUGCUUGACUUCUACUAUUCUGUCAGAGGCUUGGUGCUUGUUAAGGAGCAAUUUUCUGGAACUGAUAUAAGUCUUGGAGAUGCCGAAGCCGUUUUCCGCUCGAUUAAGGCUCUUAGUCAGAGUGAUGGAAAAUGGCGGUACAGCCCCAACAAUCCGGAAUCAAGCACCUUUGCUGCUGGCUUAGCCUUCGAAACGCUUGCUGGAGUGAUUUCAUUAGCACCUUCAGAGAUUGAUCACUCCUUGAUCCAGACUUUGAAGACGGGUAUCACGAAGCUUUUUGACAGUAUUCAAAAAUAUGACGAUGGGACAUUUUACUUCGAUGAAAGUGAAGGCCCAAUAUCAACAACUGCAUCAGUAAUUAGAGGGCUCAAGUCAUUUGCAGCUUCAGAAUCCACAGGAUUGAACCUUCCAGGUGAUAGGAUAGUUGGUUUGGCCAAGUUCUUUCUUGGUGUUGGAAUUCCUGGUGAUGCCAAAGAUUUCUUCAACCAAAUAGAUGCAUUAGCUUGUUUGGAAGACAACAGGUUCUCCGUUCCACUCAUCUUGUCUCUUCCAUCUACUGUCAUUUCGCUGACAAAGAAAGAACCUCUGAAGGUUAAAGUUAGCACUGUAUUCGGUUCUAAGGCACCAGCUCUUAGUGUGAAGCUCUCACAAGCUCUAAGUUCUGGAUCAAAGGGUUCUUCUGUAAUUAACAACCAGGAGCUUAAGUUUGACGCUGAAAGUGCAACGUACUUCUUGGAAUCCUUCCCUAAGAACUUUGAUGUUGGAAAGUAUACAUUUGUAUUUGAGAUUUUGCUAGAUGAGUCGGCAAAUGAAAAAGUAUACAUAACCGAAGCUCAAACAAAAGUGCCUAUAUCCGCCACAGGAGCUAUUACCAUUGAGAAUGCAGAAAUUGCUGUACUUGACAGUGACGUUGGGAGCGUUGAAUCUCAGAAAAAGCUAGAUUUAACUAAAGAUGAAGCAGUAUCAUUAUCAGCAAACCAUCUCCAAAAGCUGCGCCUGUCAUUACAGUUAACUACUCCACUUGGCCAUGUGUUUAAGCCACACCAGGCAUUUCUCAAGCUGAAACAUGAGUCACAGGUCGAGCAUAUCUUUCUCGUGAAAACUUCUGGAAAGAAGUCUGAAUUAGUUCUAGAUUUUCUUGGAUUGGUUGAGAAGCUUUACUACCUUUCUGGUAAAUAUGAGAUCCAGCUAACUAUUGGAGAUGCUUCCAUGGAGAACUCUUUAUUGAGUAAUAUUGGCCACAUCGAACUAGACCUACCAGAACGUCCAGAGAAGGCGGCUCGUCCUCCUCUCCAGCCUACUGAUCCUUACUCAAGAUAUGUGCCAAAAGCUGAGAUAUCACACAUCUUCAGGGUUCCAGAAAAGCUUCCCGCAAAGCAGCUUUCACUAGUUUUCUUGGGUGUUAUAGUUCUCCCAUUCAUCGGCUUCUUGAUAGGGCUUACACGGUUGGGAGUGAACAUAAAGAGCUUCCCAUCGUCUGUUGGGGCUGCAACAUCGGCUUUACUUUUCCAUGGCGGCAUUGGAGCUGUUCUGCUUCUCUACGUGCUCUUCUGGGUGAAGUUGGAUCUGUUCACGACUCUAAAGGCACUGUCUUUGCUGGGAGUGUUUCUGUUGUUCGUCGGACACAGAACACUGUCUCACCUCGCAGCAGCAUCGAACAAGCUGAAAUCUGCUUGAAGGAUAUAUAUUCAUCACUAUGAUGGAUCUUUUAUGGUUCCUGUGUCUCUACGGAGCAGUUUCGUAUUUCAGUUUUGUAGCAGUUAACUUAUAUAGAUUAUGGUAAUAAGACAAUUCCAAAAGAUUACAGAGUUUCAGUUUAGUCUUAAAAAGUGAUCAAGAAGAGUUCCUUUCCUUA